ACUAAUUUCUAUUUACUCCAUUUGGAGUUUUAGAUACAAUGUCUCUUGCUAUUAGUUCUGCUUUAGCUCGAUUUAAGCCCACUCUCAAAACUCUGUUCACUGUUGGAACGUAUAUGGGGUGUGGUGACCUUCUCACUCAGAAGAUCGCGCUGAAGAGAGAGAAGCUGGAAGCUCGCCGUGCUUUCGCUUUCUUUACAGCUGGUUUCACUUUCUCCGGGUUAGGCAAUCAUCUUGCCAAUACUGCUGCUGGAAAGCUUUUCCCAACGACCCGUUUCAAUGACGUUCUUCGUCGUACUUUGGUUCUCAACCUGCUGUUCCCUAUCACCCAGUCCAUCACCUUCCUGUCUGUGAUGUUCUGGCGCGAUGGAACUAUCCGAAAGAAUUGGAAGACCAAGGUCGUGAAGGAUCUUCCUCAGGCCUAUAUGAUCUCUCUCUUCUGUCUGACCCCUCUGUCUUUCCUUCAGGGUCGUUAUGUAGCCGGUAACUAUCGUAAGUGGACUGCUUGGAUUCAGGGAACUUAUUGGAAUAUGUGGCUGUCCGGACUCAAUCUGCCCAACCGCGAGUACCGCACGUUCGAUGAUUACUUCCGCUCUGGCAUGGCUCAGCUGUCUGGUUCCUAUGCUUACUUCUUCCUGUCGGACAAGAAGAAGAAGAAGAGCCGUAAGGAAAAGGGUUCGAAGAAGAGCGAUAAGGAGGAGGAAUAAGAGGAAUGAAUUGUUAUAUGCUAGUUGGCUUUGAAGUUUUAUUAUUGCUUGUGGUACCGCAACAGUCCUUU
Molecule: messenger RNA, 775 nt
Organism: Blastocystis hominis
Lineage: Eukaryota; Bigyra; Opalinata; Blastocystidae
Exons: 3
Coding region: 114-704 (196 amino acids)
Source: RefSeq, a predicted model, not a curated record